UAAGUAAGUAGCAGCACUAUCAAAACAUUAACAGUUUAUCACUUAUCAUUUCUAUCAAACGCGUAUACUUCAAUAUGGGUGCUCUUGAUCACAUCUCAGACCUCUUUGACUGCUCUUACAGAAGAUCCACAUACAAGAAGAAACGAAAGCAAUUCCAGACGGUUGAGGUAAAAGUGAAGAUGGAUUGCGAAGGAUGCGAAAGAAAAGUGAAGAAAUCAGUGGAAGGGAUGAAAGGAGUGACACAAGUGGAAGUAGAUCGCAAAGCAAGCAAAGUAACAGUCACAGGCUACGUGGAACCUUCCAAGGUGGUGGCACGCAUGUCUCAUCGUACAGGGAAAAGGGUUGAGCUAUGGCCUUAUGUUCCAUACGAUGUUGUUGCACACCCUUAUGCACCUGGUGUUUAUGACAAAAAAGCACCAUCUGGUUACGUUAGAAACGCAAAUUAUGAUCCAAAUGUUUCAAAUCUUGCUCGUGCUAGUUCAGCUGAAGUUAGAUACACUACUGCUUUCAGUGAUGAUAACCCCACUGCAUGUGCCAUUAUGUGAUUCGACAUAGACCACCACCUUCAUCAAUCAUAGUUUCCUUUUUGUCUUCUUUAAUUUACUUUUAAUUAGUUUGUUUUUUUAGGGGAAUAUUAAUUAGUUUGAUUUUCUGUUAAUAUUAUUGUAUUGUACUUAAUCCCUAAAGAAAACAGUGUAAAAUAGGGUUAGGGACUAGGGAGAGGGAUGAUGCUUCCUUUCUCUUUUUUGAUUGAAAGGAAUGCUUUUGCUUUCGCUUUUCCAUAUUAAUUAAUUAGUUAAUGGAUAUGUAUCAGAUCAUGAUUUUGGUUCGAUGAA
Molecule: messenger RNA, 836 nt
Organism: Medicago truncatula (barrel medic)
Lineage: Eukaryota; Viridiplantae; Streptophyta; Magnoliopsida; Fabales; Fabaceae
Product: heavy metal-associated isoprenylated plant protein 26
Exons: 2
Coding region: 75-545 (156 amino acids)
Molecular function (GO): metal ion binding
Source: RefSeq, a predicted model, not a curated record